Molecule: messenger RNA, 474 nt
Organism: Fomitiporia mediterranea MF3/22
Lineage: Eukaryota; Fungi; Basidiomycota; Agaricomycetes; Hymenochaetales; Hymenochaetaceae
Product: ENTH-domain-containing protein
Exons: 5
Coding region: 1-474 (157 amino acids)
Biological process (GO): endocytosis; Golgi to endosome transport
Cellular component (GO): clathrin vesicle coat; endosome; plasma membrane
Molecular function (GO): phospholipid binding; clathrin binding
Source: RefSeq, a predicted model, not a curated record
AUGGACCGACUGGAGUCGUUGGGAAAUGCCCUCUCGCAGGUGACGAUGUACGACAUUAAGUCGGUGUACAACCAGGCGAAAAACAUGGUACUCAACGUAUCAGAGAUGGAGGCCAAAGUGCGAGAGGCGACGAACGACGACCCUUGGGGUGCGAGCUCGACGCUGAUGCAGGAGAUCGCAGCUGGGUGGGUGGUCUUUCAGCAAUUCAACGAAAUUAUGCCAUGUAUUUAUUCCCGGUUUAUGGACAAGGAAGCACGUCAGUGGCGCGAAAUCUACAAGGCCCUGCAACUACUUGAAUAUAUUGUUAAGCACGGGAGCGAACGUGUUGUGGAUGACGCGCGAUCACAUCUUUCCACUAUCAAAAUGCUGCGCAACUUCCACUACAUAGACGAGAAAGGGAAGGAUCAGGGGAUCAACGGUCGGUUUUACCUUAUUUCUUUGGGUUUUCUGUGUGUUGAGUUUUUCGCGAAAUAG